This is a messenger RNA of Gadus chalcogrammus (walleye pollock), 5921 nucleotides long. RefSeq names its product protein tyrosine phosphatase receptor type Sa (gene ptprsa). Gene Ontology annotation, molecular function: protein binding. Gene Ontology annotation, biological process: cell-cell adhesion; axon guidance. Lineage: Eukaryota; Metazoa; Chordata; Actinopteri; Gadiformes; Gadidae. Gene Ontology annotation, cellular component: axon; plasma membrane. The record is from RefSeq and is a predicted model, not a curated record. The transcript is spliced from 20 exons. The coding region runs from base 610 to 4512 and encodes 1300 amino acids.
UUUUCUCUCUCUCUCGGUGAACAACUCUGUGGAAAAGGGGCAGGGUUGUAUUUUAAACUCCAGUCUCCCCCCACCCCCAAGUCCGUACAACCGAAGAGGUGGAUUUGGGAAGAAAAACACACCUAAACCUGGAACCGCGGAGAUAACCGGGGGAAGGGGAGCAACGAAACACGGGACACGUUUUUAGUAAUCGUGUGAAUUACGGCUGUGCGUCUGUGCGCACUGACGCGACGCGCGACUGUUGGAGGGGAGAGCGGAACGCGUUUGUGAGCGCUCACCUCCGUCCACGAGUGAUUCGAUCCCGUUAUCGAGGUGGAAUAUACUCGUAUUUUAUCCUCGCUCUCCUGCGGAUGCGGAAAGUUUUUUUUACUCGGAGGAUUACUUCUCACCGCGGACGCGCUACGGAUUUUAAGAAUCGCCCCCCGUUUGUUACCCUUAACUCGCCUUACUGACUCCACGGAGGGGGGUCGCGUUGAAAAGACUUCUCUCACGCUACCACAAGUGCCCCAGCCUGCGUGAAGACCCCACUCCCUGCCCGGUAGGGCCCUCGGCUCCCUGGCCUCAGGUCGAAGGUUAACUCCGGUCCUCUGCCACCCCACUGGAGCCAAGAUGGCCGCCGGCAGUGCCUCCUCGGUUUCCCUGCCGGCCCUCCUGCCUGUGGGGACCCUGCUGCUGUCGCUGCUCCUCUCCGGCUCCCACGCCUUAGCGGCGCCCCGGUUCACCAAAGUUCCCAUUGACCAGAUCGGCGUCUCGGGGGGCGUGGUUUCCUUCGUGUGCCAGGCAACGGGCGACCCCAAGCCCAGGGUGAGCUGGAACAAGAAGGGCAAGAAGGUCAACUCCCAGCGCAUUGAGACCAUCGAGUUUGAUGAGGGCGCGGGGGCAGUUCUUCGGAUCCAGCCUCUCCGGGCGCCCAGGGACGAGAACAUAUACGAGUGCGUCGCCGAGAACAGCGAGGGCGAGAUCACGGUCAACGCCAAGCUGUCAAUCAUAAGAGAGGACCUGCUUCCCUCCGGGUUCCCCAACAUCGACAUGGGCCCUCAGCUCAAGGUGGUGGAGCGGACUCGGACGGCCACCAUGUUGUGUGCGGCCAGCGGGAACCCUGACCCAGAGAUCACCUGGUACAAGGACUUCCUGCCCAUUGACCCCAACGCAAGUAACGGCAGAAUCAAACAGCUGCGCUCCGGGGCCCUGCAGAUCGAGAACAGCGAGGAGACCGACCAGGGGAAGUACGAGUGCGUGGCGUCUAACGUGGAAGGCGUGCGCUACUCGUCCCCCGCUAACCUUUAUGUGCGAGUCCGGCGCGUGUCCCCUCGCUUCUCCAUCACGCCCACCAGCCAGGAGAUCAUGCCGGGGGGCAGUGUGAACAUCACCUGCGUGGCGGUGGGCUCGCCCAUGCCCUACGUCAAGUGGAUGCUCCACACCGAGGACCUGACCCCCGAGGACGAGAUGCCGGUGGGCCGCAACGUCCUGGUGCUGGACAGCGUCCGCGAGUCGGCCAACUACACCUGCGUGGCCAUGAGCAGCCUGGGCAUCAUCGAGGCCACGGCGCAGAUCACGGUCAAGUCCCUUCCGAAGCCUCCGGGCACGCCGGAGGUGACCGAGACCACCGCCACCAGUGUCACCAUCACCUGGGACUCUGGCAACCCAGACCCGGUGACCCACUACAUCAUCCAGUACCGCGCCAAGUCCCCGGAGAGCAAGUUCGAGACCAUGGACGGCAUCACCACCACGCGCUACAGCAUCGGAGGCCUCUACCCCAACACCGAGUACGAGAUCAGGGUCUCGGCCUUCAACACCAUCGGCCAAGGCCCCCCCAGCGAACCCGUCGAGACCCGGACCGGCGAGCAGGCGCCCGCCUCCCCUCCGCGCAACGUCAAAGCCCGGAUCAUCUCCCAGAACACCAUGAUGGUGCGCUGGGAGGAGCCGGAGGAGCCCAACGGGCAGAUCAAGGGCUACCGGGUGUACUACACCAUGGACGACUCCCAGCCCAUGGCGCACUGGCAGAUCCACAAUGUCCAGGACAGCAUGAUCACAACCAUCCAGAGCCUGGUGCCGUCGGAGACCUACACCAUCAAGGUGCUGGCCUUCACCUCGGUGGGCGACGGACCCUUCUCCGAGCCCAUCCACGUCAAAGUGCUGCAAGGAGUGCCUGGCCAGCCGAACAAAUUCCAGGUUGGUGCUGUGUCAGACACCAGCAUUGAGCUGACCUGGGAGCCAGCCUACGAGAGGGAGGGGAUCAUAAGUUACAACCUCCACUGCAAAGAGGGAAGUCCUGGCAUACUGAUAAAGAAAACGUUUGGGCCCACGUCUUCCUAUGUGGUGGACGGGCUCCGUCCAAACACAGAGUACCUCCUUUCCCUGGCUGCCAUCUCCAACAAAGGCGUGGGGGCCUUCACCAACGACAUUACCCAGAAGACCUUGCAAGCAAAGCCCUCCGCCCCCCCUCAAGACAUUAAGUGCGCCCCCUCCAGCUCCACCAGCCUGCUGGUAGCUUGGCGCCCCCCGCCUGUGGAGAGCCAGAAUGGCGCCCUGGCGGGGUACACCGUGCGCUACCAGGUGGAGGCGGCGGCGGGCUCCGUCGAGUCGGCCGCCGGGACGGCCGACAAUGAGGAGACCUCGGGGGAAGUGUCAGUGCCCUCCGGCGAGCAGGUGCUGCUCCCGCGGCUGGAGAAGUGGACCCAGUACCGGAUCAGUGUGGCCGCUCUCACCCACAUGGGGUCCGGCCCCGAGAGCGAGCUGCUCAGCUGCCGCACCGACGAGGACGUGCCCGGCGCUCCGCCCAGGCGGGUCGACGUGGACGUGCUCAACUCCACCGCCCUCAAGGUGAUGUGGCGCUCGCUGGCGCCGGGCAAACAGCACGGGCAGAUCCGUGGCUACCAGGUCCACUACGUGCGUGUGGAGAACGGGGAGUCCCGCGGCCUGCCGCUGAUCAAAGACGUCAUGCUGGCCGACGCCCAGUGGGAAAUGGACGAUACCGCUGACUACGAAAUGGUCAUCGGAGGACUGAAGCCUGACACCACCUACUCCAUCACGGUGGCUGCUUACACCACCAAGGGUGAUGGAGCACGCAGCAAACCUAAGCUGGUGGUGACUAAGGGCGCAGUGCCCGGGCCGCCCUACCUGUCUGUGGCCCAGGACUCUGAGACGUCAGCGGUGGUCCGCUGGGACCCGCCGGACCUCCUCAACGGCAUGGACCUGCAGGGCUACCGCCUGCAGUUCGGCCGCAAGGACAUCGCCCCGCUGGCCACGCUGGAGUUCGACCCCCAGGAGCGCCACUACUCCGUGGGCAGCAUCCACCGGGGCACCACCUACCUCUUUAAGAUCUCCGCCAAGAGCCGGGGGGGCUUCGGCGAGGAGGAGGCGAUGGAGCUCAGCGUGCCCGAGAACACGCCGGGCGGCUACCCGCACAUCAACGCCCCGUCCAACGUGACCUGCUGCUCGGCGCAGCUGUCCUGGGCGCCGCCCGUGCUGGCGGAGAGGAACGGCGCCAUCACGGAGUACACCCUGGCCUACAAGGAGGCGGGCUCCGGGGCACCCCCCCGCGAGCUGCGCCUGGCCCCCGGCCUGUCCAGCAUUGUGCUCAACAGCCUCAAGCCGGACUCGGCGUACGACGUGAAAAUACGAGCACACACCAGUGUAGGUCCCGGGCCCUACAGCCCGCCGAUCCAGUAUCGCACAGUGGCCUUUGAGCCCACAGAUGUUCCAAAGAACUUCACGGUCAGGUGGGCCACCAAAACCACAGUGAUGGUGGCGUGGAAGUUUUCUGAGAGCAGGUCUCCGUACAAAUGCACAAUCGAGUACAGCCGGCAGAAGAUGGACAUCGACGCCCGGCAGCUGAAGGCGCUGGUCUUGGGCCUGAGACCCAACAGCACCUACGAGUUCCGGGUCACCUGCAUGGAGCGGUCGGACGGGGGCACGCGGCACCGCGUGGCGGCCAGGACGGCGCCCCUGGUGCUGGACAAGAAGCCCAGGCUGGAGAUCGACGUGGACCCCGACAGCGCCCUCACCAUCUCCUUCCCCCCCGUGGAGAGCAAGGACAUCAAGAACUUCUACUUGGUGGCCGUGCCGCUGAAGCGGACCACCGGGACGGUGAAGAACCUGAAGACCCCGGACGAGAUGGACAUGGAUGAGCUUCUCCGAGAGGUGAUCCCGAGACACCGGUCGCGGCGGCAGCUAGCCCAGCAGGACCAGAGGAAGCCCUACGUCAUGGCGUGCUUCCGGCAUCUUCCGACCAGCUACAUGGUGGGCUCGGAGCACCGCCACAGCAGCUGUGAGAACAAGCCCCUCGAGCCGGGACAGGAGUACGUCUUCUUCCUGCUGGCCGAGCUCAACACCACCUCGGGGAAAAUGUUUGCAACCAGCCCGUACACGGACACGGUGCUGACCCCGGAGGUCGUGGACGUGCGGCAGGUGGAGACGGGCGCCGAUGGCCUCAUCUGGGUGGUGGGCCCCGUGCUGGCCGUGGUCUUCAUCAUCUGCAUCGUCAUCGCCAUCCUCCUCUACAAGAAGUGAGUCGGCGGAAGCAAACGCAAAGGCGGCCAUUUUGCAUGUUUUUGACCCUGUACAUUGGGUCGUGCUUUUGACACUGUAAAAUAGACGAUGGUUGAAAUAUACCAAUGAUAUAGCAACGAUCGACUUUGUAAGCUAUGUGAAUGUGGCUUGACACUGUAAAAUACAAUGUAAAAAUGCUUACACUUGUAUAAUACAGCGUCAGUGUGCUGUGUUGCAUGCUUGAAAAGAUGCAUGGUGACAAGAAUAGAAAUCUAUGAACCAGGCGGUUCUAAUCAUCAAACUAUUGGGAAUCAAACCCCUGGCCCAAGCAGUCGAUGUUAGUGCCUUGCUCAAUCCAUUGGACCGAUCAAUGAAUGGAUACCUUAGAACCUGUUAUUUACGUUCUUUGCUUGGAUAUGGAUGGUGGAUUCAUUAUCAUCGAAUGUUAGGGAGCAUGUUGACCCCGGAGUUCAUUUGAAUUAAUCAGCAUGAAAUCAGCACGUUGAGGAAUCAUUCCCAGCAAAAACAAUUUCAAUUUUUCAAAUUGUUUUGUAUCCCAUCCAUGAAUUAUUAACACGGUUCAAUUAAGUUCGUUCCCGAAUACAGUUUUCAUCUUUAGGAUUUUUUUUUGUAGAAAAAAACCCUUGCAUGACUCUUUCUGUGAAGAGAAAAUAAGGUCCAACUCAAAGUGAGAAGGGUUAAUUAAAAAAAUGAUCCCUUCAUUGGUUGCACUAAUUCAAAUAAAUAGGACAAACAUGUAUCUCUACCUAAUAAGAGAUGAAUGGCUUUGGUAAGAUUUGAUUUUGUUUUGUUUCUCCCUGAAGCACGAAUGAGAAAAGAGAGACAUAAAGAGAGACGAGAUUCACUGAGAACCUUCAGAUACAGCUCAACAUAAAGGAACUCGCCAUUGGAUCAGAGUUGAACCACUGCGUACAGCAUAGGACUAGAUGCUGCUACUGGAUCAAAGAGCUUUAGCUUCAAUUAGCUGUUUAUUUCCAUGGAAUCACCUUAUUCUCUCUUAUCGAUGUCCCCGAUAGUGCAGCUGUUGUAAAACACAGCUGAGGGUUGCGGAGAUCACUGAAACCACCUCGUAGAAUUACACAGCUGCUCUCCAUAACAGGAAAUCUGAUCCGAGUCAAACCCUAGCCAGAGUCCUCCUCUGAAGGCUUCAGAGGGGGAGGCUUUCGGGGCUAUCUCCCGGCUCACUCCAGGUUGUCAGCCUUGCAAGCCCGCAGGGUCGAUCCCGGGGGAAGGAGAGACAGGCACAUGUCGUGUACUGAGUACCAGAGCGACUGACUACAUCCCGUCGUCAGUCAGUUAGCCAAUCAGUCAGCCACCCUGCCCAGCCAGACAGGGAAAUAGACUUUGUGAUCAGGGCUGGAGCUGUGAAGACGAACAGGAGUUCAGCGCGCUGCUAUCAGAUGAACCCC